AUGGCGCCGCCCGCGAAGCGACGCAAGCGCGCCAUCGUUGAGAGUGACGAUGACGAGUACAUGGACAAUGGCCCACAACAAAAGGCAGAACAUCAAUACAAAGACAAUACCCUGACCCGGUUUCUUUCUCUAUCUCCCGAGAAAAAACCACCAUCAACAACCGCCAGUGUCCCAGUCGACCCGUCCAGCCCGCAGCCGCGAAAACGAGCUGCCGCCGCCGUCAAAACGACCAAAGCGACCACACGAAGCCCAAAUACAAGCCCAAUCAAGACCCGAACAAGGGCCACACAGCAACGGAAGCGCAAGGCCGAGGAAGAUGACAAGGAGAAAGGCGGGAAGUCUGGUAAUCUCUUGACAUUAUUCUCCCAGCAAGCACAGAGAAGUCAGUCGUCCCUGCACAGUAAUGGCCACGGUACCUCCAAAACAAACAAGACUGCCAAAGCGAUAGUGGACGACAUUAUUAGCGACCCCAUAUCCGUAUCAGACAAGGACGACAUCAUUGAUGACGAUGACGACAACAUUCCUCUGAUCAGGUCGUCUGCCACGGCCGCCCCCUCGAGUCUGGCCAGCAGAGCCAAAGCCGCGCAGAAACGAUUUGCUUCAACAGCACCCUCGAACACACAGCAAACUAGCACGCAAAGCGCUGCUGGUACUCUAUCGAGCAAUACUGGAGGCAGACGAUUCCUUCGGCCGGCCCCGCGGAGCAAUGGCUCUCAGUCAUCGACUCUUGCUUCCACCCCUGCUACCAUCCCGGAUGGUAAUGACUCCCGUCCAUGGCCUGAACGGUUCGCGCCAGCCGAUCUCGAUGAGUUGGCUGUACAUAAGCGCAAGGUGCAGGAUGUUCGACGCUGGCUGGACGAUGUUUUUUCUAAUCGCUUGCGUCAGCGCUUGCUGGUGCUUAAAGGCCCCGCUGGGUCAGGCAAGACAACUACAGUGCGGCUGCUUGCACGAGACAUGCACUGUGAAGUGUUAGAAUGGAGAAAUCCAGCUAGUUCAUUUGGUGCUGUGGGUAUGGCUGGAUACCAGUCGGCUGCUGCGCAGUUCGAAGAGUUUUUGGGACGGGGUGGGAAGUUUGGCCAGUUAGAUUUGGAAGAUGAGGAGGAGUCUCCGCUUCCUCCUGCUUCUUCUUCAGCCACAGCAGCAGCAGGGCCGGGGUCCGGGUCAGAGAAGAAGCUGAUUCUCAUUGAGGAAUUUCCGAAUACCUUCAUGCGCUCGUCCACUGGAUUGAUUGCCUUCCGGAGUGCAGUGAUGCAAUAUCUGGAAGCCAACACACCCCCGAUGACAAGCUUCGGGUUUGGACAACCAGCGGGUCCUAUCACACCUAUCGUUAUGGUCGUUUCGGAAACACUUCUCACGACGACGUCGGCUUCAGCUGACAGCUUUACUGCACACCGUUUGCUCGGCCCUGAGAUCCUCAGACACCCCGGAACGGGUGUGAUCGAGUUCAACCCCAUCGCGCCAACAUUCAUGACCAAGGCACUUGAGCUCGUGGUGCAAAAAGAGGCCCGCAAAUCUGGGAGAAAGCGGACCCCUGGUCCUCUCGUCCUACAGCGGCUGGCAGAAAUUGGCGACAUCCGAAACGCCAUUUCAUCCUUGGAGUUUCUGUGUCUCAAGGGCGAUCACGAAGCUGACUGGGGCUCCAAGGUUGGAUUCUCAAGACCAAAGAGAGGAGCCAAGGAUCUUCCGGCACUCACCAAGGGUGAACAAGAGAGCCUUGAGCUUGUAUCGCAGCGAGAGGCGACCCUGGGCAUAUUCCAUGCCGUGGGGAAAGUAGUUUACAACAAAAGGGAGGAGUUCCCUUCGGGCUCUGUGGGGGAACAGACGGAGAGGACUCUACCCCCAUACAUGGUUCAUCUGGCCAGGCCCAAACGCUCCGAGGUAGCAGUCGAUUCGUUGAUGGACGAGAUUGGAACCGACACGCACACAUUUAUCUCGGCAUUGCACGAGAACUAUGCUCUGUCAUGUGAACAGACCGGCCCGAUGGACCCCAAUUCCUCGCUCGACUACCUCAAUGGCUGCCUUGACUACCUCUCGGAUAGUGACAUGCUUUGUCCGUCAUGGGAUGUAUUUUUCGGUGGCAGAGGCGGUUUUGCAGGAAACGCGGGCUAUUACGGCAAGGACAUGGGAAGCCACAUCUUACGGCAGGAUGAGAUGGCAUUCCAGGUUGCCGUACGUGGGUUGUUGUUCUCAUUGCCGUCACCCGUCAAGCGUUUGGCCCACCCCACCGGCCGCGGAGGUGACGCCUUCAAAAUGUUCUACCCGACCUACCUCAAGCUCUGGCGUACCAAGGAAGAGAUAGAGGGUCUUGUAGAUGUGUGGGCGACCAAAAUGCUUAAGGGCGAAGUCGGCGGUCCAGGCCCGCCGCCGUCUCAAUACUCCCAGCUCACCGGCCCAUCUGCAUUCCUUUUCAAGUCUCCAAGCAAGAGAUUUCCCAACACUGCGUUAGCUCACCAUCCCAAGCCCCAGCCACCCACCGUUGUUACCGCAGUCACCAGCGACCAUGUCCGACACUCUCAACCCCCACCUCCGCUCUCCCUCGGCACUGCUGCCCGGCAGGAGCUGCUCCUCGAGCGGCUGCCAUACAUGACGCACAUCGCACGGCGCCGCCGAACGUAUGGGACGACACAUACUCGCGAGCUGGAGCGUAUUGUCUCGUUCCAUGGCAUCGGGACGCUUGGUGCGGGAGAGGAGGAAGGAGAGGAAGCGAUCGCGGAUGAGGAGGCUACGGGCACCGGCUUGGUCGCGGGGAGUGUGUCCGAGGUGGUCAGCUGGGCAACGGAUCGCCCUGUGGAGGAGCCCCCGCCGAGGAAGAAGGGCGGAUUAGUUUCUAUCUUGAGGGGUAGUGAUGAUGGCCUGGGGUGUCUGUCGAUGCAGGGGCUAGUUAUUAGUGAUGAUGACAUUGAGGACGAUUGA
Thermochaetoides thermophila DSM 1495 is the source of this 2913-nucleotide messenger RNA. RefSeq names its product putative checkpoint protein. The record is from RefSeq and is a predicted model, not a curated record. Bases 1 to 2913 code for a protein of 970 amino acids. Gene Ontology annotation, molecular function: chromatin binding. The transcript has a single exon. NCBI's taxonomy places the organism in Eukaryota, Fungi, Ascomycota, Sordariomycetes, Sordariales, Chaetomiaceae. Gene Ontology annotation, biological process: mitotic DNA replication checkpoint signaling; DNA repair; DNA damage checkpoint signaling.